Priapulus caudatus is the source of this 3363-nucleotide messenger RNA. Its product is annotated as leucine-rich repeat-containing protein 74B-like. Gene Ontology annotation, molecular function: calcium ion binding; protein binding. Bases 1 to 1719 code for a protein of 572 amino acids. The transcript is spliced from 14 exons. NCBI's taxonomy places the organism in Eukaryota, Metazoa, Priapulida, Priapulimorpha, Priapulimorphida, Priapulidae. The record is from RefSeq and is a predicted model, not a curated record.
AUGGAUGGGAUUCUUGUUGCUUUUGCUAAAGAAAAAGCCACUGUCCAACAGCUGGCAUGGAAGGUCAUAUUGCUUCUUAAUGGUGAAGGGGCACUGCUGGCAUAUUCUGGCUACGACAACAAAGAUGCCAAAGUGACAGCAGCUAUUGCCAGCAACAUAUGGUCAGCAUACGAAAAGUCCGGUCAUGUGGCAUUCGGAGAGGACAAGUUGAAGUACAUACUUAUGGACUACUCGCUGUACAGCGACGACAGGGAAAUGUACGUUAGCAUCUGCGAGGAGCUCGGACUGACGCCGCUCAGCUACUUCGUCAACCACGUCGGCGAGACGGAGCUGAAGAUCCGCGGCUACAACCUGGGGGCGCUGGGCACGCUGCCGAUCGCACGCACCAUCAUGGCGAACAAAACGGUGAACACUUUGCACCUGGAGGGCAAUAAUCUGAGUGAGAGAGGCGGGCAGUACCUGGCGGCCGUACUGGAGACCAACACACACCUGAGGAUUCUGAAUUUAGCAGACAACAACCUCGGCGAUGAUGGAGGCCGCUCAUUGGUCAGUGCUUUACUGCGCAACACCACUCUACAGGCCCUCGAUCUGUCCGGUAACAACUUCACAGACAGGGUUGCCCGUGACAUCAGCGAAGCCCUGAAGAAGAACAAGGGACUUCGCAGCUUGAAGCUGAGCCACAACACUAUCGGCAAUGAAGGAGCCGAGCUACUCGCAAAGGCAAUAGUAAAGAACGUACACCUGAGAAAUCUCGAUCUAAGUUGGAACCACAUUCAACCGGAAGGUGGAGCCGCCAUCGCCAAGGCCCUCGAGAAAAAUACAGAGCUGAAGUUACUCAACCUGGAGAUGAACGCAUUAGGGAACGACGGCGCUAACUCGGUAGCACAGAUGUUGUUAGGCAACCGCACCAUGGUGGAGAUCAACAUCAGUGCUAACCGCAUCGAUGAUAGGAUCGUCCCAACCCUGGCGCGAGCGCUCAGGGUAAACGCCCGCCUGGAGAUAUUCAGGGUUGGCAAGAAUUCACUGGAGCCAGAGAGUUCAGGCAACCUGCUGUCAGCUGCAUACGACAACAAGCAUCACCCACUCGUUCUACUCGACCUUACGGACACGCCCGUGUACAACAAGAUGCUCGAUAUCGCGCGCAAGCUUGCCAAGGUCAAGCCCGGCUUCAGCUUCGUGCACGGCGCCAUCUUGUACGGAUCCAAACCCAAGUACCGAGACGAUGCGGACCUGACAAAGGAGAGCCCACUCACCAUCCUGCGCUGGCACAUCGCCAAGAACAACCUGCGACUCAUCGACUUCUUCAAGCAGUUGGACACCAAGCACAACAUGGUGCUUAGCACGAUGGAACUUCUCGAUGGACUAAAGUUGACUGGCGUUCCCCUCACUAAGUAUCAGUCGUCGGAACUCAUUGCACUUCUGGACACAGAUUCUGACGGUCUCAUCGAGUUCAGGGACUUUGUCAUCCUGGAGAAGCGUUACCGCGAGCAGCAGCGGCACGAGCAGCAGAACAACGGCGGCGGCAGGCUGACGCGGCAGACGACGCAGGCGCUCAUCGAACCGCACGGCGCAGCCGACCGUCGCAGAUACGUCAAGGCGCCAUCUAGCGGAGGCAGCGGAGGCGGCACGGCGAGGCAGUCGAUGGUGCGGCUGCCUCCCCUCAGCAAGGAUGGCUACAUGAGCGGUGGCUCGCCCAUCGACAAGACACGUCCGUACUGAGACGGGCGGGACGAGGGAGGAGUGCGGGAAGGUGGAGGAGCGGAAGGAGAGAUGUAGAGAGGAAGGAGGAUAGGUAGAGGGACCGAGGGGGGAAUAAUAGAAGAUUAGGGUGUCGAGAAGGUAGCAAGCUGAGAGGUGAGAAGUGAGGGGAAGCAAGGAGUAAUAAAAAACGAGGGAAUGCUGUAUAAAGGUAGGUAGGAGUAAGGAGAUAGGUGGAGGGGUGAGGAAAGAUGGUGGGAUAGUGUAAAACGGCAGUGAGGGGUAAGGGGGAAAGUGGAGGGGAGUGAAGCACCGUGAACAAGGGGCUGCGGGUAAUGGAGGAAAAAAUCACAACUAUUAUUAUUUAUUUAUUUAUUUAUUUAUGCUUAUACUAUACGGUUUCACGCAGACGGAAUAUUCCUAAUUCUACACCUUUGCUAUCGAUUCGUUUGACAUCCAACAUCCAUAGAUGCAGCAGAAUAUGAUUAUGGCGACACAACUAUUCCAGAUUGUAGAGCGUGUAACCUAUGGAUUGCAAAGGCUUGUAUAAACAAUAAUCUCAAUGCAUUAUCACCUAUUUUAAUGAUAUACUGUUAUAUGUUUGACCAAUAAAGCUGAUAAUCUCAAAAUGUAUUCAUUUGUUGUUUGUAAAAUAUUAACAUAAAAUUAUGAAAUUACUCCAUAAAAAAUACACAAAAUAGUUCAUACAUUAACCAGUCUUUAAUCAGUAUGAUCUUCACUCACAAAUGAGUGUAGAAAGAUGUUGUGCACUACCUUCAGAUAUGUACAACCACAAGAUGGCGUGUCACUAUUUUGAAACUAUGCAAUGCAAUCUUAAGUAACCCCAUAAUGUGGCAUAACAUACAUGAUUAUACAAAUCAGUACAGACACAGAAAUGCCUGCUCCUGAUCGAUACACAAUUAAAUCAUCAGAUAUUUUCACUUGAAAUUUAUAGUUAAUAACGUUAACUUAUUAGGCUCUUUAAUUCAGACGGCAUAUUGUAGGCUUCUUGUAAUCAUGGAUGUGUUCAUGUCAAUAUGGAUCCCUGAAGUAAACGUCAUAUUCACUAGUGACUAUAACUUCUGUUCAACCAGUUAUAUCAGUCUACAACACAGAUUCAACACUCCUAAAAAAACUGCUGCUCGUUAAGGAACAGAUAUAUUUACAUGUCACUGUAAAGAUAAAAAGUGCGGAAGGCUCCACGUUCAAAAACGUUUUUAUGGCGAAAACAAAACGAAUAAAAAACAGAGGCAACUCCUAAAAAAUGCAUCCCGUUGUGACUGACUUGGAAUACCAUUUAAACAAUGUAAACGUCAGCAAUACACUGACAGCGCCAUAGCACGGUAGACUUGUUGCGUAGGUCAUCAUUUCAUUCGCCGAGACCGUCAUCCACAAAAGAGUAAUCUUAGCGUUAUCUACCAUACCGGGUAAUUGUUACAAAACAUACGACAAACCCAUGGUACAUGAGUAAAAUACGUUUAGCACAACCAGGUUUCUGAGAUGCCUGUACAAAGUGAGAGGGCAUACACCUGAUACACAGGUCCGAGUGUAAAGGGUGUUUGUUCACAUAUAGAUCACUGCAGAGGGUAGGGCGCCUGCUGACGCACUGAUCACUGCAGAGGGCGCCUGCUGACACACUGAUCACUGCAGAGGGGGCCUGCUGAC